Molecule: messenger RNA, 1782 nt
Organism: Notodromas monacha
Lineage: Eukaryota; Metazoa; Arthropoda; Ostracoda; Podocopida; Cyprididae
Source: the annotation of a GenBank genome assembly
AUGUUUGGUGACCUUAUAAUGUGGUUAAACCUGUUGGGAAUGCUGAACCUGCUUGAGGCGAUGAAAGAACACAAGGUGCAGAAUCUGGUCUUCUCCGGUUCUUGCACAGUUUACGGACAUCCCGAAAAAAUCCCAGUUUCUGAGGAAGAGGUCGUCGGAAGUGUGAAAAAUCCGUAUGGCCGAACCAAGUUGUACUGCGAAGAAAUCAUGCAGGAUGUUGUUCAAGCUCAUCCGGAAUUCAACAUGAUUAGCUUGAGAUACUUCAAUCCCAUCGGAGCACAUCCAUCUGGAGAAAUGGGCGAAGACCCCAAGAAAAUCAACGCAAAUAUUGUCCCUUUUCUCGGCGAAGUAGCCAUUGGACAUGCAGAAAAAUUCACCGUUUUUGGAGACGAUUACGACACACCCGAUGGCACUUGUAUUCGGGAUUAUACACACAUCAUGGAUUUGGCAGAGGGUCACGUUUUGGCAAUGAAAAAGCUGGAAAAUGAGCGAGUUGGCUGGCGGGCGUAUAACCUUGGAAUUGGGAAAGGACUAUCGGUGAAAGAAAUAAUUGAUGCUUUUGAAGAAGCCAGUGGACGCAAGAUCAAAACUGCGGUGGUUGAAAGGCGUCCUUUCAAUAUAGACGCCCCGAAAGUCAUGGCUGAUCCAGGAAGGGCCAUGGCAGAAUUGGAUUAUGUGCCCAAGUGCACUGAUCCAGUACAAAUGUGCUGCAACACAAAUCAACCUUUUGAAGAGUGUAUAGAAAAAGUUUUGCAAAAAAAUUUGGCAAUGAGUGAAUCAAAAACUGUUUUGCUGACUGGAGGAGCCGGUUACAUUGGCAGUCAUUGUGCCCUGGUUCUUCUUCAACACGGAUACAAUGUGGUUGUGGUUGACAAUUUGGCCAAUAGUUUUGGUUCAGAAGACGGGACAAGAGCCUUUUCUCUUGAUCGAGUGCAAAAAUUGACAGGGAAACCGAUCGCUUUUCACAAUGUAGAUCUGUGCAACCGCAACGAACUUUUCAAAAUUUUUGACGAGCAUUCAAUUGAUGCCGUGAUUCAUUUUGCUGGCCAUAAGAGCGUCCAAAGAUCGUUGUACCAACCAUUCGACUACUAUGAGAACAACAUCAUGGCUUUGCUAAAUUUACUCAGGGCAAUGGAAGCUCACAAAGUUCGAAACAUCGUCUUCUCCGGAUCAAGUACCGUUUAUGGACAGACGGGAAAAGUUCCGGUCAACGAAGAUGAUCAUAUCGGAGCCAGGAAUCCGUAUGGCAGAACGAAAUUAUUUUGCGAACAAAUUAUGCAGGAUGUCCUCAGGGCAUAUCCGGAAUUCAACAUGAUUUCUCUGCGAUAUUUCAAUCCGAUCGGGGCUCACGAGUCCGGAGAAAUUGGCGAGGACUCGAAGAAACCAUGCGUGAAUAUUUUGCCGUGUUUGGCAGAAGCAGCCAUUGGGCAUGUGGAAACGUUUGCGAUUCUCGGAAAUGAUUACGACACUCCGGAUGGAACUUGUAUCAGGGAUUACACACACGUCAUGGACUUGGCCGACGGACACGUUUUAGCUAUGAAAAAGCUGGAGAACGAACACCUCGGUUGGGAUGUCUUCAACAUGGGCAUUGGCAGAGGAAUUUCUGUAAAGGAGCUGGUUGACGCUUUCCAGGAAGCCUCGGGAAAAAAGAUAAAUGCUGUGAUCGGCGAAAGACGGCCUUUCCAGAUCGACGCUCCGAAAAUGUUCACCGAUCCCAGCAAAGCUAUUCGGGAGCUUGGCUACAAACCGAAAUGCACCGAUCCAGUUGAGAUGUGUACGUAA